AGUAAUAAGCUUAUAAUAAAAUGGCAGCGCUUCUCGUUUCAUUGCCGAUACAAGUCGCCUGCCAAAUAAUGUGCGGCGCGAAUUCUACCAGCAAAAAUCUAAACUGCGUUGAUAACACAUCGAGUUUUCAGCAACAGACGCCGGUGCCCAAAGGAUACGUAGCCUUUCCGGAUGUUGGUCUAGCCUACAAGUCGUAUCACGAUAAAGAAGUGACUUGGGACGAGGCUCGAAGACGUUGCAUCGAGAACGGCGCUACUUUGGCGAUAAUCGAUUCGUUGACGAAGCAGGAUUACAUAAUGAAAGUUAAACCAGCAAUGUCGAGUGCGCACGUUGGGAUCCACAGAUUUUUCAACGGCGACGAAUGGACGAGUAUCAAGACUGGUCUUCCCGUCACUUUGGUUCCAUGGGCUCCCAACCAACCGUUCGAAGGUGUCGACUUGAAGUGCGGAGGGAUGUGGCACGACGGAAGAGGAAUUUUUUCAGAAACGUGCACCGACAAGCGGCACUUCCUUUGCGAGAUUUCGAUACCAAAGGAGGACGUUUAG
This is a messenger RNA of Diprion similis, 545 nucleotides long. RefSeq lists its product as uncharacterized. The record is from RefSeq and is a predicted model, not a curated record. The transcript is spliced from 3 exons. NCBI's taxonomy places the organism in Eukaryota, Metazoa, Arthropoda, Insecta, Hymenoptera, Diprionidae. Bases 21 to 545 code for a protein of 174 amino acids.